Molecule: messenger RNA, 1551 nt
Organism: Antrostomus carolinensis (chuck-will's-widow)
Lineage: Eukaryota; Metazoa; Chordata; Aves; Caprimulgiformes; Caprimulgidae
Gene: ST6GALNAC1
Product: ST6 N-acetylgalactosaminide alpha-2,6-sialyltransferase 1
Exons: 8
Coding region: 1-1551 (516 amino acids)
Biological process (GO): oligosaccharide biosynthetic process
Molecular function (GO): alpha-N-acetylgalactosaminide alpha-2,6-sialyltransferase activity
Source: RefSeq, a predicted model, not a curated record
AUGCUACAAGUGGACAACCAAGAGCAACAGGGUUUAAACUAUUCUGAUAAUGGGAAUUCAAGGAGCUUUUUGAAGGUGACUUUGGGGAGAGACAUCAAAAGACGUGAACAAGUUAUGGUUGAAAGGACAUCAAGAUGGGAAGGAAAGGAGGAGCAGAAGAAAAUGACAAAACCAGUUGCCAGGGUGGAGGAAGCCAAGGAGAACGUGACUGUGAAACCACCCCCCAGGUUGGAGGGAAUCAAGAUGACAACAGUGAAAACAGCCCCUGGGGUGCAGGGAAUCAAGAAGAAAACAACAGUGAGACCAGUCCCAGGGGUGGAAGAAGACAAGGAAAAGACAACAGUGAAACCACCUCCUCGGGUGGAGGGAGCCAAGCAGAAGGCAACAGUGAAACCAUCCUCUGGGGUGAAGGGAGCUCUUGAAAACAACAUAUCCAAAGACCAAACAAAGCCAAAAGAGCCUCCUGCAUCACUGAAAACUGUAAGACCUAUUGCUCAGGAUGCUGCAGUGACAGAGAGGAAGAAACUGAGAGCUGCUGACUUCAAGUCUGAGCCACGGUGGGAUUUUGAGGACAAGUACCUGCUGGAUAACUCAUCUCCACCAUCGACCUGCUCUGAAUCAGUGAAGGCCAAAGCUGCCAAGUCUGACUGGCUGCGAGAUCUUUUCCUGCCCAACAUCAUGCUCUUCACAGACAAGAGAUACUUCAGUGACAGUGAGUGGAACCGCCUGGAGCAUUUUGCACCUCCAUAUGGCUUCAUGGAGCUGAAUUAUUCACUGGUGAAGGAGGUCAUGUCCCUGCUGCCCCCGAAUCCCCACCAGCAGCUGCUCCUGGCCAACAGCAACAGCAGCAUGCCGACAUGCAUCAGCUGUGCUGUCGUAGGGAAUGGAGGAAUAUUGAAUAACUCUGGGAUGGGCCAGGAGAUUGACUCCCAUGACUACGUCUUCCGGGUGAGUGGAGCUGUAAUCAAAGAUUACGAAAAAGAUGUGGGAACAAAAACCUCCUUUUAUGGAUUCACAGCCUUCUCCCUCGUGUCUUCUCUCCAGAUCUUGGGACACAGAGGGUUCAGCAACAUCCCACGGGGAAAACAUGUCAGAUACAUACACUUCCUGGAAGGAGCUAGAGACUAUGAGUGGCUGAAGGCUCUUCUGCUGAACAAGAACAUCAGGAAAGGAUUCUUGAACCAUUACGGGCAGAGGCCCCGAGAGAGAUUCGACGAAGAUUUCACGAUGGACAAAUACCUGGUAGUUCACCCUGAUUUCCUCAGAUACAUGAAGAACAGGUUUUUAAAAUCUAAAAGUCUGGAAAAGCCCUACUGGCGACUGUACAGACCCACCACGGGGGCCUUCCUGCUGCUGACUGCCCUUCAUCUCUGUGACCGGGUGAGUGCCUAUGGCUACAUCACGGAGGGUCACGAGAAGUACUCGGAUCACUACUAUGACAAGGACUGGAAGCGUCUGAUUUUCUAUACUAACCAUGACUUCAACCUGGAAAAGCAGGUGUGGAAAAAGCUUCAUGAUGAGAAUAUCAUGAAGCUUUACCAGAGAUCCUGA